AUGGCACUCGUUUCAUUUGCCCUCGGGGCGAUCGUUUUGAUCGUCUACUUCCAACUACUGUAUACGCGGUAUCGGAAACAGCUAAACUCCAUUCCCGGGCCGUUCGUCGCAAGUUUUAGUAAUCUUUGGAAACUUGCCGCCGUUUACUAUGAAGAUAUGCCCAGAUGGAAUAUGAGCGUGCAUGAGAAAUACGGCCCUGUCGUACGCAUCGGUCCCAACCACGUAUCAUUUGCUAGCCCGGAUGCAUUUCAGAUCAUUCACGCUUCACGGCAGGCAUUUGCAAAGUCGGACUUUUAUGAAGUGGGAGCCCCUGCCUACCGUGGGGAGCCACUAGAGAACUUGUUCUCGCUCAGAGAUGUUCAACGCCACGCCACUCUCAGAAGGAAUAUAGGAGGACUAUAUACGAAGGCUGCAGUUAAGGACUUUGAACCUCAGGUAGACAGCUGUAUCGAUUUAUUUAUGAGGCAGCUAGCAGACAAAACUCGAGAUGGGCCUGUAACUCUCGAUAUGUCGGUAUGGCUACAUCUGUUUGCCUACGACUGCCUCAGCGAGAUGAACGUCUCAAAGAAGCUGGGGUUCUUAGAGAGGGGCCAGGACGUAGGCGGUACUAUCGAGUCCUCCGACAAAAUAUUCUUCAUGGUCGGACUGUUUACCCAGGCACCCAUCCUCCAAUGGCUGUUAGGAUUUCUCAGAUCUCUCGUGCCAGCGGAAGAGGCGGAGCCAGUAUUAAAAUUUACACUCAAUGAGGUAGAGGCCAGGAGAAAGUCACAUCAGACACAGACGGAUAUGCUGGGUAGAUUGCUCGACCUUCAUCUAGAGCAGCCAGACAAAGUCUCCAUAAGAGACCUUACAGCCGCAAUAUUCAUCAACCUCACGGCAGGACAUGAUGUCUUAGCAAUUACCAUCCGCGCAAUAUGGUAUCACCUUGCUCAGAACCCUCGCGUCCUAAGCAAGCUACGAGCCGAAAUACAAGCCGCUACUAACGAAUACUCGGCCUCUUCUAUCGUCCCUUUCUCCGCUGUUGCUAAACUACCGUAUCUAAACGCCGUCAUACAGGAAACAUUACGCGUUCAUCCCAACACCGGUACGAUCAUCGAACGUAAAGCACCACGAGAAGGAGCUACUAUAGACGGGUAUCAUAUCCCCGGGGGCACCACCGUUGGCGUUAACGCUUGGGUCCUUCACUAUAAUAAAGAAGUUUACGGCGAGGAUGCCGACCAGUUUCGACCCGAGAGAUGGAUAGAGGCCACCGAAGAGAAAAGCCUAGAGAUGAGCCGGUGUCUAUUUUCUUUUGGGGCUGGUACGCAUACUUGUAUCGGAAAGAACAUAGCCAUAUUGAUGAUAAGUAAGCUGGUGGUCGAGUUUUAUCGAAGAUAUGAUGCCAAGUUAGCACAUCCCGAUCAGGGAUGGAAAGUCCAUGGUAGCUGGGUCACCAAACAGACGGGGAUGGACAUGAUAAUUAGCAGCCUAUAA
Messenger RNA from Daldinia childiae, 1473 nucleotides. Its product is annotated as Pisatin demethylase. The record is from RefSeq and is a predicted model, not a curated record. Bases 1 to 1473 code for a protein of 490 amino acids. Gene Ontology annotation, molecular function: iron ion binding; oxidoreductase activity, acting on paired donors, with incorporation or reduction of molecular oxygen; heme binding. Lineage: Eukaryota; Fungi; Ascomycota; Sordariomycetes; Xylariales; Hypoxylaceae. The transcript has 7 exons.